Messenger RNA from Cuscuta campestris, 857 nucleotides. The record is from the annotation of a GenBank genome assembly. NCBI's taxonomy places the organism in Eukaryota, Viridiplantae, Streptophyta, Magnoliopsida, Solanales, Convolvulaceae.
AGCUGAUCUUUUUUUCUUUCUUCGCAGCCGCAUCACAGUCUUCUAUCAGACGUGCGCUGUCUCACUUCUCAAGUUGGAGGUCGACGAUCGCCUUCCAAUUACAAUCAGCAAUACGCCGUAGCGGGAGAGAGAGCAUACCGCAUCGAGUGCUAUGGAAUCAUCUUCACAAUGCCUUCCAAUAUCCCAGCACUUCCAUGGUGGACCGUUGCUGAGUUCGGCUGAAUUUGAAGGAAUUCAGCCUUGAGGUUACUGUUCACUUGAGAUACUCCAGGGAAACCAGAAUGAUAUCAUGGGAAACAAGAAUGAAAUCAAGUUCAUCCAGGAGACAUUAAUGAGGAGGAUGAGGUAGCCAUAGUUGAUGAUUGGACCAAAAAGUUCAUGGGUAUUGUUUACACGGUAAUUGAUGAGGAGAAGGAGAAAGCAGCAAAGGAGGCAAAAGAGGAGAGGACUUGCCCCAUCUGUAUGAACAUGUUCGAACCAGACGAGAAGCGGAGUAAGAUGAUUUGCUGCCCUCAAGUUUUCCACUGCGAUUGUAUCUCGACGUGGCAAGACGUGCCCUUGGUGCCGGUCCUCCUUACCACUCGUGCUUCAGUCCACAAAGGGCAUUAUUGAACGAAAUGAAUCAGAAUAUUUUGUUUGCCCUGUUCAUGGAGUUUCUUCAAACUUUGUGAUAAUGUGGUAUUUUUGGUAGAAGGGUCUAUAUGGAGAAAGAAAAUAUUACAUGCUCUCGGGUGUGAGUGUGGUUGUCUAACACGCGUGCCUGAUGUAAUAGUAGUUGAGAAUCAGUUUGUUUCAACUAGGCGGAGUCUAUCGUUUCACUUUUUCAAAGUUGGGUUGGAUUAGUAGAUUUUGGGUUU